GUCCUUUCUUUUUCGUUUCAUUCGCAGGUUCAGUUAGUUCGUCGGCGAAGAAUUACGCACACAAAAUAAACGGACGGACGCGUUUUAAAAUGUUAAGUUCACUGAAAAUAGUUCUGCUAUUAGGUGUAAUUUAUUUAUGUAAGGCCGCUGAAGAGGAUGUUAUCGACCUUACAGAUUCGGACUUUUCUACUGUUUUAGCUCAACAUGAUACUGCCCUAGUCAUGUUUUACGCACCCUGGUGCGGUCACUGUAAAAGACUGAAACCUGAAUACGCAGUGGCAGCCGGCGUGUUGAAGAACGAUGACCCUCCAGUCGCGUUGGUAAAAGUAGAUUGCACAGAAGGAGGCAAGAGCACCUGUGAACAACACUCAGUUUCUGGAUACCCUACACUCAAAAUCUUCAGAAAGGGUGAAGUGUCUCAAGAAUACAAUGGACCUAGAGAAUCUAAUGGGAUUAUCAAGUACAUGAGAGCCCAGGUGGGACCCAGCUCUAAGGAUCUGCGCUCAGUGGCCGAAUAUGAAGCAUUCAUAGCUAAGGAUGAAGUAGUUGUGGUGGGCUUCUUUGAAAAGGAAAAUGACCUUAAAGGAGAGUUCCUUAAAACUGCUGACAAGAUGCGUGAGGAAGUCUCUUUUGCCCAUACUUCAACUAAGGAGGUGCUUGAAAAGAGUGGAUACAAAAACAAUGUAGUACUGUUCCGGCCGAAGAAACUGCAGAACAAGUUUGAAGACUCCGUGGUGGUGUACAAGGGCGAGCCGGAGACCUACUCCCUCAAGUCUUUCAUCAAAGAAAACUUCCAUGGUUUGGUGGGAGUGCGUCAGAAGGAUAACCUACAAGACUUCAGCAAUCCGCUUGUGGUCGCUUAUUACGAUGUGGACUACGUCAAGAACCCUAAGGGCACCAACUACUGGAGAAAUCGUGUGCUCAAGGUUGCUAAGGAAAUGUCCGAAGUGAACUUCGCCGUGAGUGAUAAGGACGACUUCACCAACGAGCUGAACGAGUUUGGAGUUGAUUUCGCCAAGAGUGACAAACCGAUGGUAGCCGGUCGCGACGCCGACGGCAACAAGUUCGUCAUGAGCUCAGAAUUCAGCAUCGACAACUUACUGGCGUUCACAAAGGACUUGGUCGAUGGCAAAUUGGAACCUUUCAUCAAAUCUGAACCAGUUCCGGAGAAUAACGAUGGACCUGUGAAGGUGGCCGUCGGGAAGAACUUCAAGGAACUAGUGUCUGAUAGCGGCCGCGACGCUCUGAUCGAAUUCUACGCACCCUGGUGCGGACAUUGCCAGAAACUUGCGCCUGUCUGGGAAGAGUUGGGAGAUAAGCUUAAGAACGAGGAGGUAGACAUCGUGAAGAUCGACGCGACGGCCAACGACUGGCCCAAGUCGCAGUUCGAAGUUUCUGGUUUCCCUACUAUAUACUGGAAGCCAAAGGACUCGGCUAAGAAGCCCGUCAGAUAUAACGGCGGACGUGCUUUAGAAGAUUUCCUCAAAUACGUAUCAGAGCACGCGUCAAGCGAGCUCAGCGGCUGGGACCGCAAGGGCAAUGCGAAGAAGACAGAGUUGUAGAUUUAAGUUGUGAUGAAACUUUUUAAGAGAGAUCUGUGAAUGUACUGUGUGCGAGUGCGUGCCCGAUCAACGUAUGCUGAUUUGUAAACUCGGUUACCUGCCAUAACUGUCCCCGCGGCACGUUUACAGUUACCCAGUUUCCAGUUCAGUUUUACUUAGUAUAGUGUUAUCUAAAUACAGUAAUUUUGAAUGCAUUUCUUAUAUAUUGUCGGUGGGCUAAUGAAUAAAUUAGGUUGUAUUUA
Messenger RNA from Diatraea saccharalis (sugarcane borer), 1804 nucleotides. NCBI's taxonomy places the organism in Eukaryota, Metazoa, Arthropoda, Insecta, Lepidoptera, Crambidae. The record is from the annotation of a GenBank genome assembly.